Molecule: messenger RNA, 4852 nt
Organism: Priapulus caudatus
Lineage: Eukaryota; Metazoa; Priapulida; Priapulimorpha; Priapulimorphida; Priapulidae
Product: DNA repair-scaffolding protein-like
Exons: 20
Coding region: 81-4064 (1327 amino acids)
Biological process (GO): double-strand break repair via homologous recombination; regulation of establishment of protein localization to chromosome
Cellular component (GO): nuclear chromosome; nucleoplasm
Source: RefSeq, a predicted model, not a curated record
GUUUCUAUUAUAGGGUGUGUAAACCAACAGCUCAGUAGUACAAUAAGAAAAACAAGAUUUUGAGUUGGCUUCCUUCUGUGAUGAUGACACCCCCAUCAAAAAGUUGGCAUAGAAGAAUGGCAGGGUUUAUAUCUAAUCAGGAAGAUAAAAGAAGAUUGCGUGUUAACCAUGGCACUUUUACUCAGAAUCCCCUACUACAUCUUAUGUGUCAAAAUGAAAGAUCAAGCACAGCUAGCUCACAGGUGAUUGAGUGUGACUCAAGUGAGGAUUCUGAAAGAAUUGGCAACAAGAGACAGCAAGAUUUUAUUGAUCAAGACCAGGAGACACCAACAUCUCACUGCUCUGCGCAACUAUUAGGUUCCGACGAUGAACAGCAUCCAGAAGAUGGAACUAUAUCUGAGUUUGACAGUUCAGAGGAAGGCCUUAGUGCAGACAAACAUGGCUGUGAAUACAAAGAAGAUACUGCCAUGGUGGCUGAGCUGCAGAACAUAGAAUCUCCAGCCGUAUCAGAGGAUGUCAAUAUGAAAAUUGAUACACAUUGCACAAGGAAGGGCAGUGAUUGGUUGAAAUGCAUCCGGCUGAAAACACCACAGAAACGUCUUACACCCUCACCACCAGAGGAUUCUGCAAAGAAGAGAAAGAACCAGUUUGUUAAAGGUGGCUUGGCAGAGAAACUGCACAAGCUUCAAUGCAGCGAGAGUUCAGCACUGUCAUUUUGGAAACAUUCAAUGGCACACAGACCUACUGAUGCAAAACGUAGUGCUAGUACCAUGCAUAUCAAGGUGCUCCAAUUGGAAUGUAUCUAUUCCAUAUACUUCGCAGUAUGUCAGCGUGUCAUUAGUAAGAAUCACGUAUCUGUAGACAUACAGAAUAGAGAUGCCAUGCAUAAUAAUAAGGUGGCAUCAACUGCUUCAGCAAAAGAAAUCUCGUGUGAGGCAACUGCAGAUCUUGAGCGUACUGCUCACCAUGCCUCUGAUGCGAAACAGCAUUUCUCUGAAGAACUUAUGCAAACCGAAGACCACACAGCAGUGACAUUGAAAAUGUUAAAUCCCACUCAUGUUGAGACUGAUGUCAAUGGACAUGUGCAGAUAAACAAUAGUCCUGUCUUUGGUAGCUGUGAUAGCAAAAGCAAUCAGAUUUCACCUGUGCACAUAAGCAGUAGUCCUAUAUUUAGUAGUUGUGAUAGCAAACACAAUCAGAAUUUCAAUGUGCAGGGAAGCAGUAGUCUUUUAUUUGGAAGCCAUAAUAGUAAAAGUGUUACGAAUGUACCUUUUCAGGGAAGCAGUAGUUCGAUACUUAGUAGUCGUGAUGGCAAAAGCAAUAAGAAUUUACAUGUGCAAGGAAGCAGUAGUCCUAUAUUUGGUAGUUGUGAUGGCAAAAUAAAUCAGAGUGCGCAUGUGCAGGGAAGUGGUAGUCCUGUUUUUGGUAGUUGUGAUGGCAAAGGCAAUCAGAAUGCACAUGUGCAGAGAAGCAGUAGUCCUACUUUUGGUAGUUGUGAUGGCAAAGGCAAUCGGAAUGAACAUGGGCAGGGAAGCAGUAGUCCUACUUAUGGUAGUUGUGAUGGCAAAGGCAAUCGGAAUGAACAUGGGCAGGGAAGCAGUAGUCCUACUUAUGGUAGUUGUGAUGGCAAAGGCAAUCGGAAUGAACAUGGGCAGGGAAGCAGUAGUCCUACUUAUGGUAGUUGUGAUGGCAAAGGCAAUCAGAAUGCACAUGUGCAGGAAAGCAGUAGUCCUACUUUUGGUAGUUGUGAUGGCAAAGGCAAUCAGAAUGCACAUGUGCAGGAAAGCAGUAGUCCUACUUUUGGUAGUUGUGAUGGCAAAGGCAAUCAGAAUGCACAUGUGCAGGAAAGCAGUAGUCCUACUUUUGGUAGUUGUGAUGGCAAAGGCAAUCAGAAUGCACAUGUGCAGGAAAGCAGUAGUCCUACUUUUGGUAGUUGUGAUGGCAAAGGCAAUCAGAAUGCGUAUGGGCCGAGAGUUGGUUAUCCUGUGGAUGUCGGAACUCCCACGUGUAACAUACUCAAAGAGAGUGCAACUGAACAAAACCCCAAUAUCUCGUAUAUAACUAAUGAUAGCCGUGUCCGAUGCAAGCGUAAGGUUCAACGCAACUUAGCAGCAGAGAUCUCACGUGGAAUAGAUGGUGAGGAACAAGCUACAUCUGCCCUUUUACCUAGUGAAGUGAUGUGCCAAGACAGCACUGACAAUGAGAAAGAUUGUCCAGCGAGCUCGCACAGGAAAAUCGAAAGCGAUCUGCUGGACACUUCGUACGCCUUGGAGUCACUGGCUCACGGUGACUCGUGCGAAAUCACUGAAUUGGCAUGUGACAAGACAGAUGUAUCUCCAGUGGGUGAGGCUGAAGAGUUGCUGGUGCUUUUUAUGAAAAUCAAAGGACUCCAGUUGAAGAUCAAGGCUGGUAGCAUCAUCAAGAUUCAUCCUCCUUGGCAGCAGCUUCGAGGGAACAAACUGGGAAAGCCUGUAAUUCUCUGCACUAACUUUAGUGAAACAGUGAGAUAUGAGGACGUGCCAGAAGUUUCCCCUAAACAGACUCUCGAAUUUCUGUGGAAAUGCCCCUGUAGACAGGACAUCAACAUUCCACCGGAGUACUGCCCAGCAUCUCUGUCAACAGCAUGGAUCACACCCAUGGUGUCCUCCGUUCCACGUACCUCUUCGUGCAAGGCUGACGAGCAAGAUGUGCUGAAUCAAUCACAGCACCUUGAAACCAUCGACAACUCUCAGGUGAACUACAUGCAACAUUCACCCCUGACGAUGCUGGAAUCCAUUGAGAGGAGUCCUGUAGGGGCUGGAGCGAGCGGGUUAUGCAUUACUGGGAAGGUGUGCAGAGUGUUUUGCCAAUCAUGUCCUGAUGUUCCUGGCAUGUCACCUAGUUAUGGCGAAUCACGGAAGUUACUGAAUAUUCAAGAACGUCGUAUCAGAUGGGCAUUGCUUCUCGAAGAUUCUGCAGGGAUGUGCUGUGAGUUGCAACUAUCAACAAGCUUACUCAUAGACCAAUGCUGGCAACACCUGUUGGCAGAGGGAGAGGGCCAAUCCUUCCUCUUUACAAGGCUGCGAAUCGUAGCUAGGACGACUGCAGAGAGGCACCCACAGCUGUUCUCCGUCAUUCGCAAGGUAGCAGACAGUGAAAGCAGCCUAAGCAGCAACAAAGGUCAGGCUCCCUCUCAAGAUUUCUGCUAUAUGCUCACAGCGACACCUGGUGAGAGCAAGUGUCAAAGAAGAGACACAUCAGCAGCGAAUUUUCACGAAACAAAGGUGUCCUUCCUUCAACAGGCAGACGGAAGCAUGUCUAGAUAUAGUGUUUGUGUGAGAGUGGUGCACAGUGACAUGAGGACGUUAUACUGUAUUGAUGCUAGCACACACAGUACAACGGCAGGCUAUGUGAAAGUGCAUUUGAGGGAGGCAUGUCAUAUACCAACCAGUGUUAUCAGGUCUCUAAGUGAGGGACAUGAACAUGCUAUUGUUCUACGUGAUCUUUGUCAGUACAAAGAUGGCACUACUGGUGAUGGAUACAGCAGAGUUCUGCUGGCAGUAGACAAACCACCAUGCUCAGAGUUUGAGUGUGCUGUCGGUAGCACAAUUAUACGCGACACUACAUUGAGUGUACUGAAGCUGCCAACUAUAACCAUGGAGAGCAAGGAUAUGGAUUUGGUAAUGGUGUCAGGCACUAUAGUUGGAGCAGAUGAGGAUACAGCUUUCUCCUGGCCAGUGUGCAAUGGCUGUGGCAGUGAGACUUUAAAGGCAGACCCAACAGGGUCAUUUUUAUUCUGCGAAACGUGCAAUCGUGGAAUAACAGAACCCAUCAUAAAAAUGAAGUUGGAUGUCUUUCUUGAUCUAUCAGGCAUAGUGACCUGCUCCCCGGUGGUUGUUCAGCUUCAGCAGAAGACAAUAGAAACGGUGCUUCCACCUGGUGUGCAGACUGAGGGCUAUGAGUUGGACGGUAUUCUUGGCCGGCAAAUCGGUCCACUCAACUGUUUCGUGAAAGCGUGUCCCGCUGCAUCUGUCGUCGUAGGUGUUCCAGCACAGAGAUGGCUGCUCGUUGAGUGUCGCUCAUGAAAGCAUGUGUGUGAGGCGCAAACUGCUGCUGGAGAUAUGGAAAGAUGCUUCUGCUUUUAUAUCAAACUUGGCCAAUGCUGGAAAAAUGGCAUUAUUACCUCUGACCAAGGUCAUUAAACUGGGCAUCAAGUAGUUGUCUUUGGGUAUAAGCUAGUGUAUCGUGUAUUCUGCACGAAACUAGUAAUUGAUGUUCCAAAAAUGUGAUACUUGUUACUGUGUGUGAACAUGUUUUGUGUAACACAUUUUUCCAAGAAAUGUUGGCCAUUUAUCCUUUUGAUAGUUAGUGGUGUUGAUACUCGUUCGUUUUAUGCCACUAUGUGUAUGUAUUUGCUUGUGUACCUGAAUUUGAUGCUUACUACCAACAAACAUGUGUAGGUUGCUCACAGUUACCUGUUGUAAAUAAUUUAAUGGGAACAAUACGGGUAGCUAACAGUUAAAUGUAAUGAGUUAAGUGUGAGUCCAGUCAAGUGUAGUCACAAUCCUCGCACUAAUUAAUCGAUGUUUCAACCAUCUCGGUAUACCUCAUUCUGUUCCAAUCCUUUGGAUAACCUUCUGCUGCACACGGACAUCUGUCUGAGAAAUUAAUCAGUGUGGCUCUUAAUUGCAUGUUUUGUACUUUGAUACUCAUUUAGGUAAAUGCGUAGAUAAUGAAGCCAUAUUCUAGUGUCUUUGCUAAAUUAUACUAACUUCACGUUGUUCCUAGUCGGGAUUGAAUACCUCGAAAUAAAAAAACAAAAAAAUAAUGUUUAAAUAUAUUGCAUUAAAAUGGGAAGAUGAACAAGAAGCAC